AUGGCCAGCCCGGAGCCCCGGCACGGCGGGGACGGCGCCGCCCAGGCCGCGAGGGAAACAAGAGCAGAAGGCAGUUCUCCUCUUGAAGAAGAGAACUCUGAAUCCCCCCAUGAGGCGGGGACUUUGGACCCAGAAGUGACUCUGUCUUUGAAGGGGACCUUGAACUUAGACGACAUUCUCUCCCUGGGGGACACAAGUGACCUCGAUGAGAUAGAUGAGACACUCUGUGUGGAAGAGACAGAGAAGCCCGAGGAGACCCUGCACAUCGAAGAGACCAGGCAGCCAGGGGAGGUCCUGGACACGGACGAGCCUGCGAAGCCAGACAUCCUCUAUGUGGAAGAGCCCGCGAAGCCAGAAAAGACCGCAAGCCCAGAGCAGACCGGUCAUGGGGGAGAGACGGGCACGAGCGAGGAGAAAGCGCGCCCUGAGGAGGGCCUCAGCGCUGGGCCUAGUCCCAGCACAGAGAGCCUGAGCAUAGAGGAUCUGGAACUGCUGGAGGAGCGUUUCCAGCAGUGUGUCCAAGCUGUGGCCCAGCUGGAAGGGGAGAGGGACCAGCUCAUCCACGAGCUGGUGUUGCUCCGGGAACCAGCCCUGCAGGAGGUGCAGCGGGUCCAUCAGGAUAUCCUGGCUGCCUACAAGCUGCACGCCCAAGCGGAGCUGGAGAGGGACGGGCUAAGGGAGGAGAUCCGGCUGGUCAAGCAGAGGCUGUUCAAGGUGACCAAGGAGUGUGUGGCCUACCAGUACCAGCUGGAGUGCCGCCGGCAGGACGUGGCCCAGUUUGCCGAGCUCCGGGACGUGCUGACCACCCGGGCGGCCCAGCUCUCUGAGGAACUGGCCCAGCUCCGGGAGGCCAACCAGAAGCAGAAGGAGCAGCUACGGCAACAGCUGGAAGCGCCUCCAAGCCAGAGCGACGGGCACUUUCUCCAGGAGAGCCGGAGGCUCUCUGCCCAGUUUGAGAACCUCAUGGCGGAGAGCCGCCAGGGCCUGGAGGAGGAGUAUGAGCCUCAGCUGCUGCGCCUUCUAGAGAGGAAAGAAGCUGCGGCCAAAGCUCUACAGAAAACCCAGGCCGAGAUCCAAGAGAUGAGGGAGGCUCUGAGACCCCUGCAAGCAGAGGCCCGGCAGCUCCAGCUGCAGCACAGGAACCUGGAGGACCAGAUCAGGCUUGUGAGGCAAAAGCGGGAUGAGGAGGUGCAGCAGUACCGGGAGCAGCUGGAAGAAAUGGAAGAACGACAGAGGCAGUUAAGGAGCGGGGUACAACUCCAGCAACAGAAGAAUAAAGAGAUGGAGCAGCUAAGGAUCAGCCUUACUGAAGAGCUCUCCACUUAUAAGGCUAUGCUACCCAAGAGCCUGGGACAGGCUAACGCUCCCACUUCUCAGGCAGGUGGAACCGAGACACAGUCUCAAGGUGAUCCUUGAGGGUGUAAGAGUGGUGUUUGCAUUAUUGCUGCUCCUAACUUAACAAUACUAAUGCCUUAAGAAAACUUAAGAGUGUGUCAAAUGACAAGUCUGUUAGGAGUAACACAUACCUCCACAUUGCCUGGUUUCAGCAUUCAGGGGUCACUUGGAAUGUUUGUUUCUAGCAGGACUCAAAGUAUGCUCUAAUUAUCGCCAGGAAUUCUCUAACAGGAUGACAUAUCCGGGCUCUGUGCAUUCUUACUUUCCUUGGCCUAUCCUACCCCAUCUGCUAUUCAUAAAUAGCUUCCUUAGAAUAGCAGAGAAGACAGUUAUGCUACCUAAUUCAGACUGUGACAAAGGAGGCCAAAAGGCUAAAUUAAUCUCGAGUCAUAAAAAAGGCUCAAGUGGAUGUUGUUAUAUUAUAGCCUGUGGGACAGGAUUAUUGCUUAAAAUAUGAAACAAGCAACACACCUAUUCAUUCCUUUCUUUAUAUACUAAUGUUCUUAUAUUCUGUAUAAAGUCCUAGAUUCUCUCGGAUAAAGAAACUAAGGAUUAAAAAAGGUCUGGGUCAAGUUGUAUACUAGACAGAUGCCCAUAAAUAUUAUUUUUAAUUUCCUGGUUAAUCUUGUGUCUUGGAUACAAACUCACAAAUAACAAUUAUAACUGAUACUUUUCCUAACUUACUAGCAUUUUCUUUUACCCUGUUUUAUCCAGGCAUGACUGAUUAUGCUUAUAGUUUGGGAGAUUAGGAACCUUGUAAAUAAGGAAAAUGAUAUGUUAAACACCUUUG
Callorhinus ursinus (northern fur seal) is the source of this 2185-nucleotide messenger RNA. The record is from RefSeq and is a predicted model, not a curated record. NCBI's taxonomy places the organism in Eukaryota, Metazoa, Chordata, Mammalia, Carnivora, Otariidae.